UUUUGGCCCAUACUAGGUAGAAUUGUUGAACUUAAAUCCACUCCUUUAAUAAUUGGUUUGUUUUCAGGAGAACAGAAACCUGGAGACAUUGAGGAAAAUCUCCAAGAUUUUGUCACUGAAAUCCAAGAAAUGCAACAUAACGGUAUGACAUUGAAUUUGUCAGAAGAUGUCAGUGUUAAAGUUCAACUCUUUAUCUGUGAUGCUCCAGCGAGA
Molecule: messenger RNA, 213 nt
Organism: Lottia gigantea (owl limpet)
Lineage: Eukaryota; Metazoa; Mollusca; Gastropoda; Lottiidae
Exons: 1
Source: RefSeq, a predicted model, not a curated record